GUUGAGCGCAGACCUUGCCGCAAUCGCAGUGCCAAUUCGAGCCGAGACACAAAUGCAUUUGGCCAAAAGAAGUUCGUGUUAAAGAAACGCAGCAAGAAAUUAUAAAUAUAUAUUACAUUUGGUUUUUGUGGCUUUGUGAGUUUCUUUGCGUUUGCUGUGUGUUUUCUGUGUUUGCAGCCAAAAUCAAAGCUAGAGUUAAAUUUGCCGUUGCCGUCAAGUGUUUAGUUUGGCUUGGCUGGGCUUUUAUUCGUGCGACGUGCGCCCCAGCGAACGGUUGUUGUUUUGUCUUUGUAUCUUUGUAUCUGACGGAUACGCGAGACCCGCGCGCGAGAUACUCUCUGCGAGUGUGUGUGUGAGCUUUGAGUGUAAACUGCUGUGCGUGUGAAGAAAGAGCAAUAUUUAUUACAAAAAAAAAAAAAAAUAGAUAUAUAAAAAUUGGUGGCGAAAUAACGCCAACAACAAUUGCCGAUGAAUUGCCAGCAGCAAGAGCAGAAAUAGUUUUUCCAGUGCAAAAAGCGAAAAGUUCAUUACAUAAAACGCAAUUGUGUUAAAUAUCGCAGCAGAUCGCACGCUGUUUAAGCCAAAUGCAAAUGCGUUGAAUUUUGGCUAAAGUGCUUACACAUUUGGCAAGCAAGUGAGAGAGUGAAAGAGAGAGGGAGAGACUCUCAGUUGGAUAGCUUGGCCCUCAAUGCCAUGUGCCUGCUGCCAUAAAAAAAAAAGCCAGGCUUCCUAAUUGAAAAGCUGCCAGCUAAAUGGACGCGUAGCACGAGGCAAACUCUGUGCGCGUGAGAGAGACAGCGAGAGAGCGAGAGAGAGAAAGCCAGAUAUCAGCGUGUGUUACCAAGAAAGCAGCCAAAACAAACGAGCAACCAAAACACUGGCCAAAAUGUGCAGCUCCACAAAAAUGGUUUACAGUUAUAGAAUUUUAUGGCUUUCCGGCGUUUUUCUAGCUCCGUUAUUGCUGGUCGCUACCGAUGCUCAGGAGCCAGCCAGUCCAGUAUUUCAGAACCACAAGACGAAGGAAUGGACGAAUUUAGAUAAUAUAACAUUCUCCUUCGAUUGUAAGCGGCGUUCAGUGGGCUUCUAUGCGGACAUGGAAUACAAUUGUCAGAUAUUUCACAUGUGCGACGAGGAGGGCAAUCGAAUACCCCACUUGUGUGCAAAUGAGACGAGCUUUAAUCAGGAGUACAGAAUAUGUGAUUGGGACUACAAUUUUAACUGCACAGAAUCGCCGAAAUGGUUCUAUCUGAACGAGCUGACGUAUGCCACAGAUCCGCCAGACGAAGACGACGAGGACUAUUGAGUGCAAAUAAAUUAAUAUUUAUUGUCUUUGAGCAGCGAAAACAACUAAUUAAAUUAAAUGGAGCAGAAGGCCGAACGGCGAAAUGGAGAGAAAUUUCCAUUAAAUAUGUAAACUAAUUUAAGAGAUUUGUUGACGAUUUUGUUGAGUUUCGUUUUGUACAAUUGAAUGUAGUCUAAUUUCGAGAAUCGACGGCGAUUUUGCUGUGUCGCAUGUAAAUAAUGUAAAUAGAAGGCCGCCAAACUAACAGCACGCCGUAAUGUAAUUUACAAAUAAUUUUCUGUUGUUUGUAAGCAAAUAAUAAAAACAAAUAAAUCGAAAUUAAAGUGCGCCCAUGAAAUGCUCGCAAAUAAGAUAA
Messenger RNA from Drosophila virilis, 1658 nucleotides. RefSeq names its product cracked (gene ckd). Gene Ontology annotation, molecular function: chitin binding. NCBI's taxonomy places the organism in Eukaryota, Metazoa, Arthropoda, Insecta, Diptera, Drosophilidae. The record is from RefSeq and is a predicted model, not a curated record. Gene Ontology annotation, cellular component: extracellular region.